AUGUUCGACUCGCGAACGCUCGCCAGCAUGCUCCGGUUCAACCGCGUCGGCAGCUUGCUCGUCGCCGUCGUACUGAUCUUCGUCCUCCACACGGCCCUCGGUCCAUCCUCGAUUUCAGAGAGCGCGUCCCCUCCCGCCUCGGACAUGGCACCCUCUGCCGCCGUUGUUCACCAGCAGCAGCAACCAAGGAGCCUCGACAGGCCGCAAGAGGUCCUUGCCGUGCCGCAAGAGUCGCUCGAACACCCACUACGCACCGCCAACCAGGAUGUCGACUUUGAACACCUGGACAUUAGUACCGAGGGCUUCGUCACCUAUGACCCUUCCCAAACGGCACACCCCAUCCAGCUCCUCAUCGACCGCGGCAAGCAGCACUGGGCUCAGAUCAAGUCUCGUAUCGACAAGGUCCGUUACCUCGACGAUGCCACCGCCGACUAUGAAGCAGCGUACAAGAUGAAGCCUCCCCUCGGGUUUGAUAAGUGGUUCCAGUACGUCCAGUCCAACGACGGCGUCAAGGCCGCGUCGCUGUAUCCGAUGGCCCAGCUUCCGUUUGUCCAGUACCUGUCCAUCUCGGGCAAGGAGCUACGCAAACGGAUCAAGGCGCAGAACGAAAAGCCCAUGAUGUACACCCUCAUCUUUGUCCCCGAUGGCCAAGGCGACCAGGGAACCCAAUGCGACGAGGAUGGACAGUGGUUCCCCGAGGACGGCAAGACCCGCGGCCGUGGCCGCGUCAAGGUGUCUGGCCCGCUCGCAUGGUCGUGGCGCUGCAACAACACUUUGAACCUCAUGCUGCCAAUUUUGCCCAAGUUCCCCGACGACUUCUUCAACCGCGACCCCCCUCUCGAGAUGCUGUUCAACACCGACGACGGACCCCGCAGCAUGGUUACUCACGACUUUAGGGAGCGCGCUGAAGUUUACGGCGCGUCAGGCAAAACCUGGCCCGAUGCGCAGCUCAAGGCCGCCGAGCUGGCCAUGGAGCACACUCACGGCUGGCAGUGGGUGUGCCCCAUGGACAGCCCCUUGAAGCAGCAGACGGUCACGCAGGUCUUGAACGAGGACACCACCAAGCUGAGAAAGGCUAGCGACAGGACCUUUGUGGCCGACCAGUACAAGAGCAUGGACGUCUGCUACAACCCAGAGAUCCGAGACUUGCAUUCCGCGGCUCUUGACGACCACUUCCUCUCCAACGGUCCUCUUACGCCCUCCAUCUCGGUGUCUAGGACACUCCGACACAGCGAUAUUACCAUGGUUCCCCUGGAUGCUCAAUACCAGGACGUGGCCAAGAUUAAGUGGUCCUCCAAAAAGGACGCGAGGGUGUUCUGGCGUGGCUCCACGACCGGCGUGUCGCAGAGCAACGGACACCAGUGGCGCAAAUCCCAGCGCCAGCGUCUCCACUGGUUCGCCAACAACCACACCGAGGCCAACGUGCCUGUCCUGAUCGAGCGCCCAGGCAAGGGAGUCGUCACUGAAGAGUUCCCUCUGCAGCAGAUGAACGAAAAGUGGUUUGACAUUGGCCUCGCGGGCGGCCCGCACCAGUGCAGCGUCGCAGAUGGUACCUGCGAAGAGGUCCGCCAGGCCGUUGACUGGAAGGACCCCGUUCGCGGGCCCGAGGCCUUGAUGUACAAGUAUGUCGUCGACGUCGACGGCAACGCCUGGAGCUCGCGUUUUCGUCGUCUCCUCAAGGGAAACAAUGUCGUGCUCAAGAGCACCAUGUAUCCCGAGUGGUUCUCCGACCUCCUCGUUCCGUGGUACCACUACGUGCCCAUCCGCUUCGACUACAAGGACAUGCACGACAUCAUGGCCUUCUUCACGGGCGCUCCCGACGGCAGCACCGAGGGCCGCGACGACCUGGCAAACGACAUUGCCGAGCAGGCACACCAGUUUAUCAACCAGCACUGGCGCGUCGAGGACAUGCGCUCGUACGUCAUGCUCGUCUUCCUCGAGUACUUCCGCAUCUUCCAAGACGACCGCAAGGGCGCGUCCCUUGGCGGCGGCCGCUAG
Apiotrichum porosum is the source of this 1998-nucleotide messenger RNA. RefSeq lists its product as uncharacterized. The record is from RefSeq and is a predicted model, not a curated record. Bases 1 to 1998 code for a protein of 665 amino acids. The transcript has 10 exons. Lineage: Eukaryota; Fungi; Basidiomycota; Tremellomycetes; Trichosporonales; Trichosporonaceae.